AUGGUUCUGGAGGACGAGAGCAGCGACGACAACUCAAGCCUCCCGUACAUGCACUCAGAAACCUCCACCGAUGGGCUGAAUCAGGUGCCUUUCUCUCUUGAGGACCCGGAUUACAAGGGUCUUGAGCUAGAUCUGAUAGUGUUGAACAAUGACACUGGGAGAAGGUUCUUAGCAUGUGCAGAGCCGGAAGGUCAGAAUUGUGGGUUUGUUCAGUGGGUUGAUGAGCAGUGGCCCCCAACAAUGGAGAAUGCAUUGCUGAAGCUUUGGUCAAUGGUUGAAGAGAGCAAGUCUGCUAGGGUGAAUGAUAAUCUUCAAAGUGCUCUAACUAUUCAUCAGUUGACAGAAGAAAAGAACAAGCUGGAUGCAGACUAUGACAAGUUAGUGAAAGAUGUGCAUCAACUUGUGGACUUUCAGCAGGAUAGGGUUGUGGAUUUCAGUUAUCUGCAGUCUGCUGUCACAUAUCAGCACCAAUGCAGAGCUGAAUUGGUGGCUGGUAUGAAUGCAGAAAUGGCAAAGAAAGAUGCAGCUGCACAGAAGCUUCAACAAAAGUAUGAACUCCUGUGCAACCUGACAAGUGCUCAAGCAACUGUCAUCCAAAACUUGAAGUUGAAGAAUAUGAAAGAGAAGGAAUUGUUGAGUGAGGCUAGGAUGAAUUUGGAGUUGAAGAAUGCAGAGUUCACAAAGUUUGAGGAGAAGCUCACCCAAGAGAAGCUAGAGUUGAAGCUCCAGGUUGCUGAUCUGCUGAAGCUCAAGGAAAACCAUAAUGAAGAGAAGCAGAUGCAAGAUUUUAAGAUUACUGAUCUCAUCAAGGCAGAGGAGAAGCUGAAGGAGAAGAUCAAGGGGAUCCAGGCCAUCUUGCAGAACUGA
Molecule: messenger RNA, 867 nt
Organism: Aegilops tauschii subsp. strangulata
Lineage: Eukaryota; Viridiplantae; Streptophyta; Magnoliopsida; Poales; Poaceae
Source: RefSeq, a predicted model, not a curated record